GAUAUGAUGGACGAGAAUGAUCCGGAGGAUGUCAACCCGUCGGGCAGGCUGGUUUCGACUUCUGGUUUUGAGAGUUUUCUAGCUCGACUGACUAGGCUUCGACGUUCGGGAGGCGACGCCCAGCUUGCCGGGCACUCUGAGUACGUUUUCAGCAUUCUGGGGCAAAUGACAUACGUGAUUGAGGCUGACGAACCGUCGAGUCCACGAUCCGAGGCCAGCCAGACUGACUUGGAUGGCGAAGAGCUCAACAAAUCGGAGCAGCGUAUGAUCGAGAGUAUGCAAGCCUACUUGGAUCGGCAUCCCGAUAUUCGGGAUGCCUUGCGAGGGAAGCCCCGUGAAACCUUGGAGGCUUGGUUGGGUGAGUACGCAGACUCCAAGGAUCCGGAGAAAGAUCAGGUUUGGUUGCUAGACUGCCUAGUGGAUCCGGAGCAGGAGCAGGAGCCGCCAUGCAAGGAUGAAGAGGGCGAAGAUUGGAAGCAAGAGGCUUGGUCUGAUUGGGAUUGGACCGAUUCCAAUCCAUGUGGCUGGGCGGAGGCCAAAGGUGGCUGGGCAUCUACCAGCGAUGGAUGGAAUCAGAACGAUGCCUGGACCGCCGGAUGGGAUUCCAAUGAUGGUGGCUGGACCAAAGAUGACUGGUCCAAUGAAUCCUCCACGAACGGCUGGAGCGAGGGCGAUUGGGCCAAUCAGGGCUGGACCAAUGCCUGGGCCGAUCAGGGCUCGACCAAGUCCUGGACCGAUCAGGGCUCGACCAAGUCCUGGACCGAUCAGGGCUCGAGCAAUGCCUGGGCCAAGCAGGGCUCGAGCAAUGCCUGGGCCAAGCAGGGCUCGAGCAAUUCCUGGGUUGAUCAGGGCUCGGCCAAUGCCUGGGCCAAGCAGGGCUCGACCAAUAUCUGGCUCGAUGAACCCUGCAAAGAUGAUUGGGAUGGCUGGACCGAGGCUUCCACCUAUGAUGGCUGGACGCAAGAUGGCUCGAUUUCGCAAUGGAGCCAAGUUGAUUCGGACACUUGGGAGGAGCAGUCUCAGACGGUUUGGCCCAAGCAGGCUGCUUCGUAUCAAGUGCCAUAA
This is a messenger RNA of Symbiodinium sp. CCMP2592, 1065 nucleotides long. The record is from the annotation of a GenBank genome assembly. Lineage: Eukaryota; Dinophyceae; Suessiales; Symbiodiniaceae.